AUGUCCGCGUCAACUCCAACCGUCAACGGCACCAACGAGCCAAUCUCCAUCGCCAUCAUCGGCGCCGGCAUAAUCGGUACCGUGCUCGCGCUGGGCCUCACAAGACGCAAAGAUGCCUUUCCCCUGCCGGUCAAUGUAAGAGUCUACGAGCAAUCCGCAACGUUGCGUGCUCCUGGCGCCGGAAUCGCAUUUACUGCCAAUGCGCGCAAAUGUCUCGCCCUGAUUGACCCAGUGCUGGAGGAGUGUGCGACUGCCGUUGGAACCGCCAACGGUGAGGAUCCGGAACGGCCAAACAACUAUAUGCAAUUUGUGGAUGGGUACACUCAUCGCCAAGAAGAUGUCGAAGUAGGACAAGACUUGGUGGGCAAGAAGGUGUACCGGCUGCAUGCUGGGAGAAGGGGCUUUGAGGGCUGUCAUCGGCAGGAGUUUCUGAGGGGUGUGCUGGAACACUUGAAUGAUGAUGUAGUCGUGCUGGGAAAGCGAUUGGAGGAGUAUAGUGUACUAGAGCAAGAGAAGGGGAAGAAAGGGAAAUUGCAGAUGAUGUUCAGUGAUGGUUCGAGUGCUGAAGCUGAUAUUGUGAUUGGCACUGACGGGCUAAAGUCCCGUGUACGCCAGCUCCUUUUCGGCGUAGACAAUCCCGUCUCAUAUCCCCAUUACACCCACAAAAUCGCCUAUCGGGCCCUGAUCCCCAUGCCGCUCGCCAUCUCGCGACUCGGCAAGUCCCUCGCGCUGAACCAACACAUGUACGGCGGGCCAAACGCACACCUCCUCACCUUCCCCGUUGCAAACCAGAAACUCAUGAAUGUGGUUGGAUUUGUGUCGGAUACCAACGAAUGGCCGCUCGAGAGGAGCAUGACGCAGCCGGCGCGUAAGGACGAGAUUGUCGAUGCGUUUAGAUGCUGGGGACCAACGGUGAGAGAAAUUAUUGAUCUCCUUGGAGAAGUUGACAGCGAGUGGCUUGAUAAAUGGGCAGUCUUUGACCAUUUCGAUCACCCGGCUCCUUACUAUGCUUCUGUUGUUUCAGGAAAAGACAAAGGCAAAGGGUUGGUGUGUGUAGCUGGUGACGCGGCCCAUGCGAGUUCGCCGCACCAUGGCGCAGGAGCAGGGAUUGGCGUUGAGGAUGCGCUUGCACUCAUUACAGUGAUCGAGAAAGCUAUUAGAGAUAUUCAUUCUGAGCAAAGGACGAAAGACGAUGCGUUGACGGCGGCGCUGAAGGCGUACUCGGAUGUACGGUAUGAGCGGAGCCAGUGGCUUGUCAGGAGUAGUCGCGAGGUUUGUGGAACGUACGAGUGGUCUAACCCAGAGAUUGGGGGCGACUUGGAGAAGGGAUUUGAGGAUGUCAAGGAGAGGUCCCAUCGGAUCUGGGAUUUUGAUAUUGACGGAAUGCUAACGGAUUUGGGGAGUAUAUAUCAGAGCUGCUAG
Aspergillus nidulans FGSC A4 is the source of this 1422-nucleotide messenger RNA. Its product is annotated as protein salA. Gene Ontology annotation, biological process: secondary metabolite biosynthetic process. The record is from RefSeq and is a predicted model, not a curated record. Lineage: Eukaryota; Fungi; Ascomycota; Eurotiomycetes; Eurotiales; Aspergillaceae. The transcript has 2 exons. The coding region runs from base 1 to 1422 and encodes 473 amino acids. Gene Ontology annotation, molecular function: FAD binding.